Messenger RNA from Triticum turgidum subsp. durum (durum wheat), 1503 nucleotides. Lineage: Eukaryota; Viridiplantae; Streptophyta; Magnoliopsida; Poales; Poaceae. The record is from the annotation of a GenBank genome assembly.
AUGGAGUGCGAAAUCAACUCUGCUUUGUUCCCAUGCCAAAUGCAAAAAAACAACGGAGAUGAUAGAAUCAGCACCUUGCCCAGUGACAUUCUGGUCAACAUUCUUGACCGACUUGAUGUCCGUGAAGCUGUGAGAACCAGUAUCCUCUCCAGACGGUGGAGUCAGCUCUCUUGCAAGCUCUCACGACUUAUCAUAAAUGCUCAGCCUGAUGGUGUGUCUAGCUCCAACAUCUCUGAUGGUGACUUGGUUCGGAUCAAUGCAGCUGUUGUUGAAGCGACAAAGAGCUUACUGACCCGCAGAUAUCCAGGCGAAGACACCAUCAGCCUCCUGUCUACCACGUUCUACUUGAGAGGUGAUGCCCCCAUAUCCAUUGGACAUGCUGUUGGCAGCGCCAUGAUGACACACAAGAUUGAGGAAGCUGAAUUCACAGUUUUGACAGUGAAGAAUCGCCUAUAUUGCACUCUUGAUGAUGUGUUGAACUAUGGGACACAGUUUGUGUCAUUUUUUAAUGAGUGUCUGAAUGCAUUUACUGGUUUGACGCGCCUCUACAUGGAGAAUUUGAGAUUUGCUGAAUCUGACUUCGUCUCCAACAUCUUCGUCACUUGCAAGCGAUUAAAAUAUUUAGGUUUUCUCAAUUGCGACACAAAGAAGCAUUUAACACUCCAGGUCAAACACGCUCAACUAAGUGAGCUCAGUAUGGUCAACUGCCGUUUUUACAAAGUCGAACUCAAGUGGCUCCCAAGACUCACUCGGACAACGUUCACAUGUUGGAUGGCUUUUGAAGAACUACCACUGUCAUUUGGUCAUGUCCCUCUGCUUGAGUUUUUGAACCUCACAAAUAUCGGUCUUAGUCGGAACAAAAUGGUCAUGUUAAGUACAUUACUUUGUGAGACACACAUACAAGAACUGCAAUUGGGGUUUAAAUGCGAAAAGAUUUGGGUUCAACCAGAGUGUCUGAGCGAAAGGCUGGCUUCUGCGUUCCACAGACUAAGGAUUGUCAGUCUAGUUAGCAUUCCUGAAGGGUCUGAUCUUACGUGGACAAUUUUCAUUUUGGAAGCUGCGCCAUCACUUGAAGAGUUGUACAUGUCGGUAAUUGAUCAUCCGUGUGAGAUGAUAAUGGAUAAGAAAAGGAGGACGGAACUCUUGCUUUGCGAAAAGAAGGGCGUCGAGUGGGAAUCACCUAGAUCAAAUUUCAAGCACCGCCGCCUUGCCAAGCUCAUCAUCUUUUGCUUUGUAAAUUGCAUGGUGAGUUAUGUCAGGCGUGUCAUGAAAGCAGCGGUGAAUCUGAAGGAUGUGUACCUGUAUGAUAGACUGGCAUGUAGCAAGUGUGAACACAUGGCCAUUUUUAAGCCUGGUAGGCUUCCACGGGCAAAGAAGAAGUUGAAUGCGAUGAAGAAGUUGUUGACCCAGGGCAUCGAGUCAGCUCCCAGAAUUCACCUGCUGACUGAUUGUGAAAUGGAAGCUGACCAUGCUGCAAGGGUUAAAGACUUCUUAUGUUCCUGA